AGGCACGUGACUCACGGUCACGUGACUCUCCAUAUUAAGGAGCUGACCGCCCGUUGGGUUUCACUCCCGGAGGAAAGGAGCUGAAGCCCGCUUCUCUCCUCAGGAAGGACCGGCAGAACCAGAACCAGACCCGGGAACUUCAGUGAAGACCACAGGAUCCUCAUCUGAACCCCCACCCUAAACCCUUCCACCACCGGGAACACUGGGCUGGCUGGAGGUCAAAGGUCAGCCUUCGGCUCCUGAGGGGAUGUCUCAGAGUGUGGACGCAGAGGAAGGGCCCCGGUUGGGGGAGGGGCCCCGAGACGGCUCAGGGGAGCGGGCGUGGCUGCUGCAGAGCCCAUGCGUGGAGUCGGGACGCACGCCAGAGGCGGAGCGCGCCAAGGCCGCGGGGGGGGUGUCGUCCACGGCCGCCGUCUUCAUCGUGGUCAACGCGGCGCUGGGGGCGGGGCUUCUCAACUUCCCCGCCGCCUUCAACAUGGCGGGCGGAGUGGUGGCCGGACUGAUGCUACAAAUGUGUAUGCUGAUCUUCAUCAUCAGCGGACUGGUGGUGCUGGGGUACUGCUCACAGGUCAGCAACGAGGCCACCUACCAGGAGGUGGUCCGGGUGUCCUGCGGGAAGGUCUCGGGCGUGGUCUGCGAGCUGUCCAUCGCAGUCUACACCUUCGGCACCUGCAUCGCCUUCUUCAUCGUCAUCGGAGACCAGCUGGAAUGCUUGAUGGCGGCAGUGGCUCACGAGGCCGCCCCCUCCCACUGGUACCUGCAGCGCCGCUUCACCAUCUGUGUGACGGCCAUCCUGGUCAUCCUCCCGCUCUCCAUCCCUAAGGAGAUCGGCUUCCAGAAAUACGCCAGUGCGUUCAGCGUGGUCGGCACCUGGUACGUCACCAUCGUGGUCAUCGUGAAGUACUUCCUGCUGACCGAGGAGACCGUGCCCACCAACGUCCCUACCAGCGCCGCCUCGUGGACCGCCGUAUUCAACGCCAUGCCCACCAUCUGCUUUGGCUUCCAGUGCCAUGUGAGCAGUGUCCCGGUGUUCAACAGCAUGAGCAGGAAGCAGAUGAGGCCGUGGGGCUUGGUGGUGACGGUUGGCAUGAUCAUCUGCCUCUUUGUGUACACGGGAACCGGUGUUUGUGGAUUCCUCUCGUUUGGCUCUGAGGUCAAGCAGGAUGUGUUGAUGUCCUACCCCUCUGAUGACAUCGCUAUAGCAAUUGCACGAGCCUUCAUCGUUGUCUGUGUCGUCACCUCGUAUCCCAUCCUGCACUUCUGUGGCAGGGCGGUGGUGGAGGGGCUGUGGCUGCGCUGCCGGGGGGAGCAGGUGGAGCUGUGUGUGGUUCGGGAGCGGAGGCGUCGGAUCCUCCAGACUGUGGUGUGGUUCUCCUCCACGCUCGCCCUUGCCCUCUUCAUCCCCGACAUCGGCAAGGUCAUCUCGCUGAUCGGAGGGCUGGCCGCCUGCUUCAUCUUCGUCUUCCCAGGUCUGUGUCUAAUCCAAGCCAAGCUUUCUGAGAGUGACGACCGGUCUGCCAGCUGGUACGUGCUGGUGGUCUACGGGGUGGUGAUGGUCACCAUCGGGGCGUUUGUCUUCGGACUGACGACGUCCAACUCUGUUUACCAAGACAUCGUCAGCUAAAACAGCACCUGUCGCCCCUCCGGUCUGAAGGUGCGACAGCGGCAGUGUUCAUGGACUAGUCAACGAGGAGACGAUUCCUAGGGGCCGAGCAUCAAUACUUGGAACACGGAUUGAUUUUAAGGAUGGAAAGGCAUAAUUACAAGUGACAAACAUUAUUUUAUGUAUUUUUCAGGGUUUUAGUAUUUAUUUAGUAAUCUGUGCAAUUUACAGGGAAAUGGUGCCUACACUUGUAUGAGGGCAGAGAAGCCACUGCCUCCAUGAACUAAAAUACUAUGUGGUCUUCAUGUUAUAAAGGGAUCAGUGGUCAGUAUGUUCAAAGGUGCAAAAUAGCUUGAAAUCUAGUAAUUUGUUAGUGUUGCAGAUGUACCAAAAUAUGACAGUGCAUGUACAUUCCUACAUUGUAAAAGACUCACUACAAUGUUAAGUAUAUCAUGUUACAUUCAGACCUAAUGGCUUUUAAAUGUAGUCCCUGUGUGAAGGAGCUGCACAAUGACAGAAAAUGUUCACUUUCUUAGACCAACAUUGGGAUCCCAGUCUUGGGCAGUACACUAGUGGAGAUUCCCUUUGGUGGGUCAUUGACUUAUGUAAAUAAUGAUUUAAUAGUUUGUUGCAAACUUGUAUGUUCUGUGAAAAUGUAAAAUGAUUUAAAUGUAAAUAGUUAAGAUGGAGAAUAAAAGCCAAGUAUUGUACAGAGCUCAUCUCCCAAAACAUUUUUAUAUCUAAAAGCUUUUGAUUCAGUCAGCUCCAUGUAUGCCUAGUAGUCAUUGCCAUUAAACGGCCAAGGAAUGAUUUCAAACUGUUGGUGUCCUUGUUGAGCAUUAGACAUUUUUUUGACAUCUUUAAAUUGCCAAAAAGCUUGUGCCUGAUUGGCAGGUUUGGACCAAAGCAUCACAAUAAAGGCGCUGAAAUUGAA
Molecule: messenger RNA, 2537 nt
Organism: Gadus morhua (Atlantic cod)
Lineage: Eukaryota; Metazoa; Chordata; Actinopteri; Gadiformes; Gadidae
Gene: slc38a7
Product: solute carrier family 38 member 7
Exons: 13
Coding region: 248-1624 (458 amino acids)
Biological process (GO): amino acid transmembrane transport
Cellular component (GO): membrane
Molecular function (GO): L-asparagine transmembrane transporter activity; L-glutamine transmembrane transporter activity
Source: RefSeq, a predicted model, not a curated record